AUGAGGAUGCUACCCAGACCUAACCCCAAAGCGCAAGGUGGAGGCAAACUGAACCCACCACCAGUAAACGUGCUGGCAGCAGUAAACCCGAUCAACUGUCCCGAUAAUGUUCGCUCAGAACUCCUACCAUACUUAGCCCUUGGCUUCACGCCUGUAUUCACAUCUGCCGGGGCAAACCUCUGCGCCAUCCACGCACUAGCAAACGGUCUCCGAGCCGUAAAAGAAGCUUUAGACAUCCCCGUAGACCCUCGCGGACACAUCACAACGAGUGGACUCCGCCGACAACUAGCCAGUCCCAAAUGGAUUCAAAAGAUCACCGCGCAUGUCGAUAUAGUUCCCGAUUUAGAAAAACCAUUGCGGGAUCAGCAUAUCGCAUAUUACAGCGCGAAAGAGUUUUUAGAUGUCAAUCACAUCGACCUUCUACUUCAACUAGUCAACGACGUGGAAAAGACAAACUUCUGUCUCGGCGUCGUCACUCGAGGAUAUGUGACCAAGAAGAAAGUAGUCCCAACAACAGUCUAUAUAUACAAUGACGGCACAGGCACGCAGCCUGUUAUAUGGCUGCACAACGAUAACGCAACCAAUAAAUUUAGCGACCAACAGCAGGAGGCUUUCGAGGAAGCGGAGUCGAAGGGAGAUCCAGGAGCCAAUGUUGCCAGUGCAUAUGAGGACAUGAAUAUCGCCAACCACUGGGAAGCAUUCGGCAUUCCAGCAGAGGAUGCCCAAGAAACGAAACGUCGCAACGUAGUCAGAGACUGGAAUUUCGGACCAGAAAUCGUCGAAGAUGUCGCAAAAGGGGUUUGGAGAACAACGAUUAGUAAUCUCUCAGAACCACUUCCACCCGAUAUGCUAGCUUAUGAUAGAGGACAGUUCCUUCGCGACACUCCUGCUCCUAGGGGGGCGGAUAUUCCUAAUGGGUUUAGAUAUAUGGUUAGUCCGGCGCCUCAUUCUGACAAGGGGAGGCGGCGGGGACUAGUGCCCGAGGACGACAUUGUGCGGAUUGAACUUCAUCCGAAGGCACCAACUGAGGCUGUGGAUCUUGAUCCUGCUGAGCCAGUGGUGGAUGGGCUGUUUCGAAUUUAUCGCGGGGUAGAGUCCGUUGAAAGAUUCGGAAGCACCAGUCCCGACGCAAAACCUCAAGUUCGAAAUGGUUUCAAGAUCCGCGCUGGAGAGUUCCUGUACGAUCUCCAACAGCGUGACGGCAAUUGGAUCAGAGUCCGAAGGGCGACGGUCGUGAGAGAUGGGCACAUUCUCGAACCAUCGAAAGGCUGCAGUCCCCUUGGAAUUUUCCGAACAAUAUCCCCUGUCUACCAGACGGCAAGCCGAUUCAGUAUUCCGAGAACAACCAGCGGUCACUGGACGAAGCAAACAAGUGGGGAUUUGCAAAUGAUAUUGAUGGGGAGAUGCCGGUGGAAUUUUUGA
This is a messenger RNA of Cadophora gregata, 1422 nucleotides long. RefSeq lists its product as uncharacterized. The transcript has 2 exons. Bases 1 to 1422 code for a protein of 473 amino acids. The record is from RefSeq and is a predicted model, not a curated record. NCBI's taxonomy places the organism in Eukaryota, Fungi, Ascomycota, Leotiomycetes, Helotiales, Ploettnerulaceae.